Macrosiphum euphorbiae (potato aphid) is the source of this 969-nucleotide messenger RNA. NCBI's taxonomy places the organism in Eukaryota, Metazoa, Arthropoda, Insecta, Hemiptera, Aphididae. The record is from the annotation of a GenBank genome assembly.
AUGACAACUGUAAGUUCUCUUAGCGAAUUCCCCAGUGAUGAUGAUGAUGGUUCACGGAACGAAACCAACAGUUCAACCACGGAAGUUGUGUACUCGCCACAGUGGAACCGUAAGAGUAAUAUGAAAAUGAUACCCAAUAAACAGCACAAGAAAAACAAUAAAAGUAUUGCUGAUAUUAUGGAAUCGAACAAACAGUCAUCUUGGUGCUCUUCAAAACUCAAGAUUUCUAACGAGGAACCUCGGUCAUUUCAGCGGUCGUCGUCCGCGCUUACGUCGCUCAACAGUCCGCCCAUUGACGAAAGCACUCAUCAAACUAUUUCCCAAUCAAAUCAAAAGCCAUUGACAUCAUAUUAUAGUUCUUCGUCACAAGUCACAAGUUCUGACGAUUUCUUAAAAAACAAUCCAUUCGUCAAUAGGUUAAGAAAUCCAUCGGUAGCGCAAGAAUAUGGACAUUCGUAUUUUGAUACGAACUGUUCGUCCACAGACAGUAGUCGAAACUCUAAUUUCGAUCAAUUUUUCCCAAAAAGUUCGACGACUGCAGAUUCGUUUUUCGAUAAUUUGGAAUCUCGAGUAGAACGUAAACCAUCUUUAGAAAUGCAGUCAAAGUAUAUUUCGGAACAUCGAUUUCAUUGGUCGGAAAAUAUAGAAUAUUGUUCUCCGUGGGUGAGACACAGGGCUAAAGAAAUCGCUGACCAUGUCGACGGACUUGGACUUUUUGAAGUGAAGAAAAAAUCUGAGGUAUCAGAAAACGAUUCCAAGAAAAUGCACAACGAUUUGAAAUCUGAGGUCGUUCACGAAGACAGUGAGAAAAUCGACGACGAUAUCACGUACAAAAUUGCAAGUAAAUUGUGUGAUACGUUUUUAAAACACGACGAAACGAAUGUGUUGGAUAAUAAUCAAUGUCCAAAUGAUGAAAACUUCAAAUGGAGUAAACUCUACCAAAAGCUUAUAAAUUAUGGGCAACUUUAA